AUGGCCGGGAAGCGGAGCCGGGUGGCCGAUGAGCCGAGCGGGGAGCCUGCGGCCAAGCGCGUCUGUGGCUUGCGGGACGCGGAGUUCAAUGGCGCCCGCUUCAAAGCGCUGCUGCGGGAUCCCACGGCCGCCGCCAAGGGGCUGGAGAACUUCGUGUCCGUCGCCCAGACGCUGCCGUCGCCCCACGUGUACGAUGUCGUGGAGGGAUACGUGAAAAUUUCCAUGGAAUGUUCUGAGAUAUUCAAGCUUCUCGAUGGAGAAAGGAAGCCUGAAAGUGAAAUGCUGUUAAUCUUUCAAGCUCUGGAAGCCAUUUUACUGAGGACAGCCAGCGACCUCUCACAUUUUUCUGUUGUGGGAAUGAACAUUGUCAAAAAGUUGAUUCAUUCCUAUGUGAAACUGAUCUAUGCUGCUUUGUAUUCUGAAAAUUGCAAGAUGAGCCGAGGGUGCCUUACACUCUUGUCAGCGAUGGUCGCUCAGGGCCCAGAUUCAGCAAGGGAUGUGUAUAGUCAUUUUGAUUUCAAUAACAAAUACCUGCCUGGAUUGUUGAAGAAAGGAUUUAAGAAGGGAAGAACAGAUGUCCGCAUGGCCUAUAUUCAGUUUGCCCUCUCCUUUCUCAUUGCUGGUGACAAUGCACUCUUGGCACAGGUGCUGGAAUUGAAAGAUUUCAUUCCAGAUAUUCUUCGCUCUGAAAUAAAGGAAGACAGAGUUUCUACUGUCAAUCUUCUACUUUCCACACUGAGAACCAAGGUGGUUCAUAACAAAAAUAUCAGCAAAACGCAGAAGGUGCGCUUUUUCACUGCAGAAGUGUUGCUUCACAUCGCUUCACUGUACCGUUGGAAUGGGAUUACUGAUGUCAGCCCUGAGGAUUUAAAGGUGGCUCAAGGUUCUGAGGAGGUGGGAAAAGCCAUGGUACGAGAACUUGUGCAUAGUUUCUUAAUGGACCUCUGCUGCUCUCUGAAGCAUGGCAUAACGUUCUAUGAUCCAAGUCUUGGAACUUCUGGAAAGGGAGGAAAUGUGGUACUUCUGCACUUCCUGCUUGGUUUAAGAACGGCAACAGAAGACGAAAUGGUUGCUGAUCUCCUGGUGAAUAUUCUCAAAGUGUGCCCGGAUUUAUUGAAUAGAUACUUCAAGGAGACCCAUUAUUCCUUUGUUCCUAGAGUGACAUCUGCUUGGUUGGACAACAUGAGAUUGCUCAAGAAGAUCUAUGAGGCUCAACCAGACAUCUCCAAUUCUUUUAAGACUUCAGAAUUUAUUCCUCUUCCCAGAUUGCUGUCUAUGGUGAUGGUAACAACAGUCCCUGCAGUGUGCAAUAAAACAAUGCUCAGCAAAGGGUUAAAUUUGCCCAGCACAGUGGUGAAGCACAGCAUCCUGUCACUCGUCUCCAUGGUGCUGAGAAGAGCCCUGAGGACCAUUGAGCACUGUUUGUCUGAAGCAACCUGGCCAAGGUCACAAAUCUACACGCUGCCAGCAGUGCAGGAGUUUGUGCAGCUGUACAGAGAAGCUGUCAGCAAGGUUUUACCGGACAUGAAUAAUCUAGUGGCUGUCUGGCAGUCCCUUCUGAAGCAAAAGAGAGAGCGCACUGAUGGCCCAGCAGAGCAGAAGGAAGGUGACGUCUCCACUGUGAAGGCAAUGACCGAGACAGAAGUUGCUGAGCAGCAUGGUUCAGAUGAUGCUGAGAUGCUGCUUCUGAAAGCUGCACUGCUUCAGGUCAUAUGUCUUUAUCAGAAGGUUGUGCCCCACUUGGUAGCACGGAGCAGCUUUGAUUUUAGCAGGCUGCUAAAAGGUAUAGUCACUGAAAAGGGCUUGCGGAAGGAGGUCCCUCCUCUUCUGCAGCACCAUAUCCUGAAAGUGGCUUUGGAACUUCCUGCCAACAAAUUCGCCUGGUUCAGAGUACAGGACAUCACUGAGACAGAGAAGAUAUCUGGCAAAAAAUCAGUCUUCUAUUUACUGAUGAAAAUGUUCGUUACAAGUACCCGUUGUCAUCUGAAAAUUUCCACCCAAAAAUUAAUCAUUAAGUGUAUUGUGCGACAAAUGUGGCCUUCAUCUUUUUUUUAUUUUUUAUUUUUUUUAUUAAAAAGAUGCCUUGUAUUCCUGGAGUGUUGCAUUCUACCUCUGUUGUUUUUCCUGUUAGUCUGGAUUCUCUGCUUUGAUUUUUUUCUUCACUUAUUAGAUGUCCUGGAUAUGGUGGAUGUCCUGAUCGAGGACAGUGAUGGCUUUGAUGAAGAAGUUGGGUUCUCUUUAAAUGAAGACAUGAUCAUCCAAACAUUUCCCUUCAGUGCUGUUGUCCCUGCUGCAUUAGAAGCUAGGAAUAUACUGUUGCUUCAUUCUGAAGAUGGAAGAGGAGCACACAUCGUGGAGUACCUUGUUGCUGUUUUCACUGAGCUCCUGCACUCUCAGAGAGAACCCCUUGCUCUCUGCUUGAUGUUCCAGCUCUAUGAUAAAGAUCUCGAGACCCUGAAAGUUGCCAAGUAUCCUCAGCUCUACCAGUUCAACCAGUACUAUAAACUCUGGAUACCCAAGCAAUCUCAGGAGCCUGUGUUUAAAGACCACAAGGAGGUAAGCGAAGAACCCGCUGUGCCACUGGAUUCUGUAUUUACCACUUUGCUAAAGAGAGCCUAUGAGAGAGGAAGCAAUACCCUACUGGAAGAUGGUGUUCAGACAAAAUUGAGAGACUUGGCUUCCUGGCUCCCACCUGACCAGCUUUUGUUGGGAGUAAAGCACGUGCUGCUGUACCUGAAAUCCACAGUGGAGAACUUCAGCAGUCUUGGUAAAACUUUGGGUCCUCAACUUGUUGACCUCUAUGUGGACGUGCUGAGCAUCUUGUUGUGCCGGGGCAAUCAAAUAAAGCUGGAGCACCAGCAGAAGCAGGACGAGCAUCAGGCCGAUGCAGAUCUCUUUAUGGAUGAGGAGGCUCUGAUGACAGAAGUGUCGUCAAAUGGCAAGACGCUGGAGGAUACACUCACCUUGAUUUUCAGACAUCCUACCCUGGAGAGCUGGUUCCUGGCAUUGGAACUGCGCUCUAUUCCCCAGCCUGGUUUGAACCCUGUCACUGCGAAGCUCCUCUCAGCUCACCUCAAUUCUGGGGUACUCCAGCUGCUGAAAACAGGUGCCCCCAUCCUGCAGAGCAUCACAACGGAUCACAGACACAUGUUGUCCAAAUAUUUCGAAGCUAUCACCAAAAGUGUCCUGGAAGAGCUGCAGACUGUGGGGAAGGGCAGAAGCCAGGUCUAUCCCAGGAAGUCUCACCAGCUGCAGGCUCUGGAGGAGCUGCACAUGUACAUGCCUGCAGCUCAGCUGAAGGAGAUCACUUUAACCAUGCUGCAGCUUCCUGAGAGGAGCUUGACUUGUCAGAAAUCUGAAAAAUCCCCUCAAACAGGGAAACAGUUAAGCUUCUAUGGACAGAUUUUGGUGCAGCUCCUUACAGACAGCUACCAAAGACAUCCCCAGCAAGGAGAGCUUCUGCUAUCCGCAGAGCACGUUAAAGCUUUGGGGAAAUUGAUGUCAGCAUCGGCCAGCAAAGAUUUGGAGCAAGUUUUCCUUCAGGCUCUCCAAAGCGAGCCAGUCCUUGCUCUCGCAGUUGGUGUCGAGGUGCAGGCUCACUGUGUUGCCCAAUGCUCACACACCUCCCUGGCCAUUGUGGCCAUGCUGAUCCAGCACUCCAGGACUCACCUGCUGCAGUUUGAGCUCUGGUGUCUGAGCAGUGCCGCUGGGAAGUACCUCAGGAAACACAUGGAGAGCUUUCUUCCACUCGUCCAUGUGUAUUUGCAGUGCAGAGACCAGCAUGGUUUCAGCCGACCUUCCACAGUUGUCGCGGCUGUCACGCCUGUCCUGAGGAAAGCCCUGUGGAAGGAGCUCUGUGCUGGGAUUCAGGACGCCGGAGCGUCGCACGAGGCCUCCGUGAAACUGCAAAUUCUUGCCAAGCUGUUGCCACCUUCGGAAAGCAAAGGGCUGCACAACCUAAUGGACCAGCUUCCAGCUGCUCUGGAGAGAGCAGGGAAUGAAGAGAGUUGGGCCGUGGCAGAUGCCAUAUCCAGAGUGCUUAAAAACUCGGAGGAGCUGCAUUCCUGGAGGAGACGUCUCUUGUCAGCCUGCAUGAAGGGGUUAGUGGCCGUGUACAGCAGCAGUAGAGAUGAAAGCAAGCAAGAAGUGGAGAGGUCCAUGCUGCUGAGGCUGGAGGAAUUAUUGCGUGUGGUUGAAGAAGUGGACCCAGAUGACUGGUGCAGCCUUGUGAAGACAGGACUCAAGUACCGUUACAGAGAUGAAAGAUUUCUGAAGGUCCUGAACGUUGCCAUCCAGUUAUUAUACAAGAAAGAAUCCUCACUUAGUCAGAGCUUAGUGAAGCUCUCCAAACUUCACAUGAUGGUCACACAGCACUCUCUAUUUUUGUCCACCAUCCUGAGGUCAAUAGAAGAAGACGGCACGAACAUCGGGACAAGAGAGGCGCUGGUGGACAUCCUGCUGACAGCUGUGCAGCUCAGCCCCUCUCUCUGUGGGAGCAGUCACCUGCCAGUGCUGCUGGGAGCCUACGGGGCCACGCUGAGCACCGUGGAUCAGAAGAUACUGCUGUUGCUUCAGUUGUACGAGAAGAAUAAUCGAAGUCUCAUAAACUCCAGGAUCCUGCUGUGGGGUCCAGCUGCUGUCGAGCAUCACAAGACUUGCAAGAGUCUGGGCAAGUCCCUGUGGCAGCAGCCAAGCAUGGAGGAGAUUCUGUGUCUGCUGGAUCGAGAGAAGAUGAUGAGGACGAUUCUGUCGUUCCCUCAGCAUCGCCGCCUGCUGCCAUCACAGGAGGUACAAGAGUCGCUAUAUAAAGAUGAAACAGUCAAGAGCCUUGAUGACUUCUAUGAUCCUUGUUUUCUACUUCAGCUCUUCAGUGAACUGACCAGACCAGAGUGUGUGGUGGCAUGUCACAAGUUUGUGGAAGUCAAUGGCCUGGGUCUCACAGUGGCUGCCCUGAGCAGCUAUGACCCCAACGUGAGAGCGGCUGCGUAUUUUGUCCUGGCUUCCUUCCGCUCCCAUCUGGAAGGGGCUCGCUUCCGAGAGAAGAGCCAGUUGCUGUACCUCUUGGAUGCUGUGCAGAAUGGAAUCAGGCAGCCAAACCUCAGGUUCACCUUCUCCCUGACCCUCUACAUCGCUCGUGUGGCACAGCAGAUGCUGAAGCCAGAGGAGCACAUGUACAUAAAGGUCAACAGAUUCCUUCUGUCGCACCAGUAUUUGGACCUGAGGAAAGUACCAGAUUUUUUCCAGCUUUUCUACAGUUUUGAUUUUGAGUACAAAACAGAGCGUGAGUGGAUCCUCAGAUUUCUGGGGGAAGGACUGCGUGACAAACAUUGCUAUGAGCUUUAUGACUACCAGAGGAUUUUCCAAAUCAUUCUUUCCUUUUUCAACAGUCCUUUGUGUGAUGGGGGCUCCCAGAGUCGUAUUCUGGAGAUACUACAAAGUGCUGCCCGUGUCACCAGAGCUGCCUAUGAGCUGAUGCAGGAUCACAGCCUCCUCACGUGGCUCCUGCACAGCUUAGAGAAAAGGUUUCUGGAAAACAAGGUGAUAAAUAAAAUGAUUUCCUUACUCCGUACCCUGUGGCUAACAAAUGUAGGAGACAAGAGAGAAGCCAAGAAUCAAUCCCAGGAGAAGAGGAAACUUCUUCCUAUUCAGCUUGUAAAUGAAUUUCUGUAUGUUUUGGUCACGUUGAUCAAACAUAUUGGGACUGAUGUAGAUGUGGCCAAGCUGGCAGAGUUCCUGAGCACCCUCAGCUCUGUGCUGGAAUACCGUGCUGUUGUCGUUGAGGCUUUUAGGGAGAUGAGGCGUUUCACGGUCAACGACAGUGUCCUCUCCGCCAGGGAGCUGCUGCUGCUGCUGCACAAGUGGAGCCUUGUCAGCAAAGACCUGCGGCUGCAGGAGGACCUGCAGGCCCUGGCCCACAAGUGCCAAAACAAGGAAUUGCUCAGAAGCGUUGAAGACAAGAGCAAACCUCAAGGCUCCUCUCCCGUGGAUCGUCAUGCUGGGAAAAAGGAGGUGGGAGAGGAUGACACUGCUGCAGACAUGGAAGUGUCUGAGCUGGAGAAAUGCAGAGAACAUCUGCAUUCCAUCGUUUCCCACUGGGACCCUGCUUUCCCAGCACCGCCCUGCACACAGGGAGGGGAGACCCUGAGAGCUGGUGAAGCUGGGGGCGAGGCAGUGGCCACUCACGUGGUCACUAAGUGGCUGGUGAGGUCCCUGGCCGGGCAGAGCCUCCUCAGGGAGCAGGAUGUGUCCCCACUGCUGAGGUGGCUGCGGAACAGCGUCCUGCCACAGCUGGCGGCUGCGCGGGAGAUGCUCAGGGAUGAGACCCUGAGGAACAACCUCUUCAAGCUGUACAGCCGGCUCUGCCAUGCCAGCAGCACCUCAACCGGGCUCUCCAGGGAGCUCGCUGUGCUCAGUUCCAUCAUGCUUCAGCUCCUGGAGGAGCAGGGCCUGUCCGGCACCUUCCACGAGCUGGUGAAAGCCCUGUGCCUGUCGGCAGCGACAGAAGACGACGCGGACAAGAGAGCUGUUUUUGUAUUCCUGACUUCGGUUUACAUCGGGGACACGUGGCUUGGAGCUCAGGAGCCGGAUCUGUUCCUUGCCCACGGCAGAUUGGUCUGCACUAGUGCAGGUGAGGAAUUACAGGAUGGCUUGGGAACUCGGAAACAAGGAGAAGCAAGUCUUAUGUGUCUUUGC
This is a messenger RNA of Sturnus vulgaris (Common starling), 6693 nucleotides long. Lineage: Eukaryota; Metazoa; Chordata; Aves; Passeriformes; Sturnidae. The record is from RefSeq and is a predicted model, not a curated record.